Molecule: messenger RNA, 348 nt
Organism: Neohortaea acidophila
Lineage: Eukaryota; Fungi; Ascomycota; Dothideomycetes; Mycosphaerellales; Teratosphaeriaceae
Exons: 3
Coding region: 1-348 (115 amino acids)
Source: RefSeq, a predicted model, not a curated record
AUGGUGAAAGACGACGAAACCGUCAUCGAGGAAUUCAACGAGCUCGUCAACAUGUCGGCGAAGGAGUUGAAGGACUGGCUGCAAAAGGAAGAAUCUAGCAGUUCGGGCUGGAGCAAGGACGACGGGUCGGGGGAAACGGUUGGCCAUGAAAGCGGCCGCAAGAUCAUCGAAAUCUUGGAGAAGAAUCCCAAGAAGGAUCCGAAGAAGUACGACGAUGAGGAUCUGCAGCAUAUGCGCAAGGUUGUGGCGUACUGCAAGCGCCAUCUCGCUCAGGAAGAAAAGGCGAAGCAAGACCCGGAGAGCAAGAGUGCGAGGAGCUUGAAGAACUGGGGUGAGUCUUUGUUUUGA